Piliocolobus tephrosceles (Ugandan red Colobus) is the source of this 8920-nucleotide messenger RNA. RefSeq names its product splicing factor proline and glutamine rich (gene SFPQ). The record is from RefSeq and is a predicted model, not a curated record. The transcript has 12 exons. Bases 115 to 2241 code for a protein of 708 amino acids. Gene Ontology annotation, molecular function: RNA binding. Lineage: Eukaryota; Metazoa; Chordata; Mammalia; Primates; Cercopithecidae.
GGACAAAGGCGGCGCGCCGCCUGUGUCAUCCGCCAUUUUGUGAGAAGCAAGGUGGCCUCCACGUUUCCUGAGCGUCUUCUUCGCUUCUGCCUCGACCGCCCCUUGACCACAGACAUGUCUCGGGAUCGGUUCCGGAGUCGUGGCGGUGGCGGUGGCGGCUUCCACAGGCGCGGAGGAGGCGGCGGCCGCGGCGGCCUCCACGACUUCCGUUCUCCGCCGCCGGGCAUGGGCCUCAAUCAGAAUCGCGGCCCCAUGGGUCCUGGCCCGGGCCAGAGCGGCCCUAAGCCUCCGAUCCCGCCACCGCCUCCACACCAACAGCAGCAACAGCCACCACCGCAGCAGCCACCGCCACAGCAGCCGCCACCGCAUCAGCCGCCGCCGCAUCCACAGCCGCAUCAGCAGCAGCAGCAGCCGCCGCCACCGCCGCAGGACUCUUCCAAGCCCGUCGUUGCUCAGGGACCCGGCCCCGCUCCCGGAGUAGGCAGCGCGCCGCCAGCCUCCAGUUCGGCCCCGCCCGCCACUCCGCCGACAUCGGGGGCCCCGCCAGGGUCCGGGCCAGGCCCGACGCCGACCCCGCCACCAGCAGUCACCUCGGCUCCUCCUGGGGCGCCGCCACCCACCCCGCCAAGCAGCGGGGUCCCUACCACACCUCCUCAGGCCGGAGGCCCGCCGCCGCCACCCGCGGCAGGCCCGGGCCCGGGUCCAGGGCCUAAGCAGGGCCCAGGUCCGGGCGGUCCCAAAGGCGGCAAAAUGCCUGGCGGGCCGAAGCCAGGUGGCGGCCCGGGCCUAAGCACCCCUGGCGGCCACCCCAAGCCGCCGCAUCGAGGCGGCGGGGAGCCCCGCGGGGGCCGCCAGCACCACCCGCCCUACCACCAGCAGCACCACCAGGGGCCCCCGCCCGGGGGGCCCGGCGGCCGCAGCGAGGAGAAAAUCUCGGACUCGGAGGGGUUUAAAGCCAACUUGUCUCUUUUGAGAAGGCCUGGAGAGAAAACUUACACACAGCGAUGUCGGUUGUUUGUUGGGAAUCUACCUGCUGAUAUCACGGAGGAUGAAUUCAAAAGACUAUUUGCUAAAUAUGGAGAACCAGGAGAAGUAUUUAUCAACAAAGGCAAAGGAUUCGGAUUUAUUAAGCUUGAAUCUAGAGCUUUGGCUGAAAUAGCCAAAGCGGAACUUGAUGAUACGCCCAUGAGAGGUAGACAGCUUCGAGUUCGCUUUGCCACGCAUGCUGCUGCCCUUUCUGUUCGUAAUCUUUCACCUUACGUUUCCAAUGAACUGUUGGAAGAAGCCUUUAGCCAGUUUGGUCCUAUUGAAAGGGCUGUUGUAAUAGUGGAUGAUCGUGGAAGAUCUACAGGGAAAGGCAUUGUUGAAUUUGCUUCUAAGCCAGCAGCAAGAAAGGCAUUUGAACGAUGCAGUGAAGGUGUUUUCUUGCUGACAACGACUCCUCGUCCAGUCAUCGUGGAACCACUUGAACAACUAGAUGAUGAAGAUGGUCUUCCUGAAAAACUUGCCCAGAAGAAUCCAAUGUAUCAAAAGGAGAGAGAAACCCCUCCUCGGUUUGCCCAGCAUGGCACAUUUGAGUACGAAUAUUCUCAGCGAUGGAAGUCUUUGGAUGAAAUGGAAAAACAGCAAAGGGAACAAGUUGAAAAAAACAUGAAGGAUGCAAAAGAUAAAUUGGAAAGUGAAAUGGAAGAUGCCUAUCAUGAACAUCAGGCAAAUCUUUUGCGCCAAGAUCUGAUGAGACGACAGGAAGAAUUAAGACGCAUGGAAGAACUUCACAAUCAAGAAAUGCAGAAACGUAAAGAAAUGCAGUUGAGGCAAGAGGAAGAACGACGUAGAAGAGAGGAAGAGAUGAUGAUUCGUCAACGUGAGAUGGAAGAACAAAUGAGGCGCCAAAGAGAGGAAAGUUACAGCCGAAUGGGCUACAUGGAUCCAAGGGAAAGAGACAUGAGAAUGGGUGGCGGAGGAGCAAUGAACAUGGGAGAUCCCUAUGGAUCAGGAGGCCAGAAAUUUCCACCUCUAGGUGGUGGUGGUGGCAUAGGUUAUGAAGCUAAUCCUGGCGUUCCACCAGCAACCAUGAGUGGUUCCAUGAUGGGAAGUGACAUGCGUACUGAGCGCUUUGGGCAGGGAGGUGCGGGGCCUGUGGGUGGACAGGGUCCUAGAGGAAUGGGGCCUGGAACUCCAGCAGGAUAUGGUAGAGGGAGAGAAGAGUACGAAGGCCCAAACAAAAAACCCCGGUUUUAGAUGUGAUAUUUAGGCUUUCAUUCCAGUUUGUUUUGUCUUUUGUUUAGAUACCAAUCUUUUAAAUUCUUGCAUUUUAGUAAGAAAGCUACCUUUUUAUGGAUGUUAGCAGUUUAUUGACCUAAUAUUUGUAAAUGGUCUGUUUGGGCAGGUAAAAUGAUGUAAUGCAGUGUUUGGAACAGGAGAAUUUUUUUUCCUUUUUUUUCCUUUUUUUUUUUUUCCUUUUUUACUGUAUAAUGUCCCUCAAGUUAUGGCAGUGUACCUUGUGCCACUGAAUUUCCAAAGUGUACCAAUUUUUUUUUUUUACUGUGCUUCAAAUAAAUAGAAAAAUAGUUAUAAUAUUGAUCUUCAACUUUGCCAUUCAUGCUUCUAUGCACAUUAGGCUAGGUAUUCCACAUUGAAAGCAUGAGAGUGUCUAGGCCUUUGAAUGGCGUAUGCCAUUUCUGGGAAGUUUAUCUGGAGGCUAAGUAUUGCUUUCUACAAAUAACUGCCCCCUUUGUUUUAAAAAGAAGAAAUGCAUAUUGAAGUAGUUUCAUGAUUUGUUUGGCAUAUAGGAAGCACGCUGGUGCUAAGUAUUUUUUAAAUGGUUAUGUAAGCAAAGCUGAACUGUAAAUCUUCAUUCAGGAAUAUGUAUUAAGAUUGUGGAAUGGGUGUAAGACAAUUGGUAGGAGGUGAAAGUGGGUUUGAUUAAAUGGAUCUUUUAUGGCCCUAUGAUCUAUCCUUUACUUGAAAGCUUUUGAAAAGUGGAAAGAUCAUUUUGUUGCAUUUCCCCAUUUCUUGUUUUUAAAAGACCAACAAAUUUCAAGCCCAAUAAAUGGCUUGUAUUGAACUUUCACAUUUGAAUUAAAGAUUGUUAAACAUGAAGCCUUUUCAUGUAUUCAAGUGAUUUAUAAAGAUGGGGUGUAGUCUAAAAAAUUAAACUUGAAAAUAAGGUUUAGUAACUGGGCUGGGCGCGGUGGCUCACGCCUGUCAUCCCAGCACUUUGGGAGGCCGAGGCGAGUGGAUCAUCUGAGGUCAGGAGUUAAAGACCAGCCUGGCCAACAUGGUGAAUCUCUGUCUCUACUAAAAAUACAAAAAAUUAGCUGGGCGUGGUGGCAGGCGCCUGUAAUCCCAGCUACUUGGGAGGCUGAGCCAGGAGAAUUGCUUGAACCUGGGAGGUGGAGGUUGCAAUGAGCCGAGACUGUGCCACUGCACUCCAGCCUGGGCAACAGAGUGAGACUCUGUCUCAAAAAAAAAGGUUCAGUAACUGAAGUAGGUUUAGUUAUGUAUACAUUUGUACUCUGUAACUUUUACAUCUCCUUGUGCUACUUCUGUUGGGCAAAAUCUAUAGGACUAUAAAAGUCUAUUGGUUCUCUUCUAAGAGCUAGUGGUGACUGUUAACAAGUAGGGUUGCAGAUAAUCAUUCUUACUGUAAAUUUGUUAACUUGUUUUUACUUAGUUUCCUUUUGAUGUAGCACUAAAUCUGGAGAAAGUUGCUCAUGCUACACAGUACAAAUAUCCCUUCCUACCACCUUAAAGGCUUGGAAUGUUUCCAUGGUGUUGUCAGUUAAUUGUCAACUUCAUUGAACCCCCUUCCGUUAGAACAAGAGACUUUGACUAUUAAAGUAGAUGGUUUAUUGUUGCCUGUUAGUAUAAUGGGAGCCUGAUUUCCCAGUGUAAAUACGUUAGAGGAACAACUUCCUAACAGUAGGUAAAGUAAUUGAAUGGUUUGGCUUUGUUCUUAGUUAUGUUCCAUUCAAAUCUGUACAUUAUAGAACUCUUACUAUGGAAUGUGUCUUCCUCCUUUUCACCUCUGUUCUUGGUGCUAAUUGGCCAAAGAAAAAUUCUAAGUCAAACCUUUAUUAACAUGCUGAAGUUUAGUAUUGUGUCUGUGUACAAAAGAAGACCUAUUGUUGGAACAAUCCGAGCACUUUCUGCAUAGGAAACAGGAUAAUGCUGAAACACUAGUGUAUAAAAGCAUCUCACUAAAUUCUGGUUGUAUGACUGACAGGUACAUGGUGUGCUAAGGGAGAGAAUCUCAUUAGAAAAUAAUGCUCAUUAUUUCAUUCACCAGCACACUUGGAAAUAUGAGUAGUUUUACCAUGGUUAUAUCAAUGAGAAAGUUUUGUCCCAAAACAGAUCAUUAAUGGGUGAUACAUAAGAGAUUUUCUGUAUGGAAACAAGGGUCUUGAUUAGAAAGGAAUCCAUUACAGUUUGGUUGAAUUAUAUAGUUAGGGACUCUAUUAAGACAAGGAAAUAAGGGGUGUUCAUGGGACACCCACAGAGGGUGAACUUUUUGAAUGUGUGGGUGGGGGCUGGUCGGGAAAUGGGAAAAUCUGCCUAUAAAAUUAAUGUUUCAGUUUAUUUUUCAGAUUACAUGCCUUUCUUUAUAAGGGAUGCUGGCACAGACCCCCUAAAAUAAGCUUUUGGUAGUACUGUACCUUUGAAGAGUGGUGAAGGAUGCUAAUGGAUAAUCUCCUGAAAGUUGUGGCUUUUGAUACCCUUACUGUGGACUGUAGAGUUGCUAAACGUUGUUUAGCAAAUAAUGUUGCUUAGUUUCAAAUGACAUUUGACUUUAAUCACUGAAAUGAUUAAACUGGGUACAACAGCAAUGUACCCAGGGUUGUAAGCUUACUCAAAUAGACUUUCAAUAAGUCUUCAAUGUAUAUAUGAUAGUUUUUAGCCUAAUGUGAAUUUAAAUAAUCUUAAUAAGUAGUUUAUCUGAAACUUGGGGUGGGAAAGGGGGGGGUAGCAGUUUUGAAGUAUUUUAGCCAUUUUUCUCAUUUAAAGAAACCACUUGUCCCCAUUUCCUCUUCUCCACUGUCUCAUAAUUUUAAGAGGAACACUGGCUGUGUUUUAUACUACUUCCCCCAAUCUUUACAAAGUACAUACUCUUAAGAUCCCAGUGUAUUUAGUAGGUAUUUUAUAAGCAUAGCCCAUUGGCUCGUGUUAGUGAAACCAUAAUCCUCUUUGCUUAGAACAUUUAUUAAACUCCUUAGAAGUACUACAAACCCCACCACUCUUUAUAGAUGUAUUGUACGACUAAUAUAAACAGUUAAAAAAUGGGGAAAUUGUAAUGUUACGCCUGUGCAAUUUUUAAGUGGCAUAUUAUGGCAGAUUAAAAUUUAGAUACUUGGCUUUUCUUGGGCAAGCCACUAAGUUGUGGCAGAAUGUCUUCUGGUGUUCUUGGACUGCAAUUAUGCACUAUUAAAGUAGUGGCCUGCUACAUAACUGCAUUUAGCCAGCAUUUCUGCAGUGCGUAACUGUGAGGAACGUAGUACCGCAAAUGGCAAUGGACAUUAGGACCCGGAUGUAGUAUUCCUGCUUGCUCCAAGAUUCUCAUUGCCGACUGCAUACAGGUAGGUAACAAGCAAUAUAAUCUAACUUGGUGACUUGCUAUGUACUUUUAUUCCGUGGGCAUUCUGGCAUCACACUUCUGACAAUGAAAUUACAGUGCAGCACCUAACACUUGUAUGGUAAAGCUAGCUUACAUCAAAACUGUGUGGGUGUGGGGUUAGAGCUGUAAUUUGUUAGGCAGAAUUCAGUGCUGUUGCAGUUCUCAGAUAAAAAGUGCAAACUUGAUUCUUUGGUAUAUCUGACUCAGUUGUGUGGUUUCCUUUAGUUGCAUUGUAACUGAAGAUAACAUGGAACACAUCAGUGGUGUGGGGGAGAGGGAACUAAACUCUACUUGGGAACUAGGGUGCUUUUAGCACCUUGACAUGGGCCGUAUAGCAUGUGAUAAUUAGUCUUUAUUGUAGCAAACUGACCUGCCCAUAGAUCGGCAAUAUCAGUAAUUUCAGUAUGCAAUCUUGGUAAUUCUACGAGUUGAGAUGAACUGAAAGUACAGGUUUUUUUGUAAUGCGAUUUAAAAUUUUUAGAAACAUGGGCUUCAUGAAAACACCAUUGUUACUAACUUGGGCUUAGAUGGGAAUCUAAUGUGAAUAGUUCAAGUUAUGGGACUUGUCUAAAUAUGUCUAUACUCUAAACCUGGGGGAAGGUGGUGUGGAACAUUGACUACAGUCGAAUACAUUUUGGGAAUCAUUCCCAAUCAUAAGACAUCGUCGUUUCUGUAGGAUGACUGCAUAUGUUCAGAGUAGCUUUUUGAAUUUGGUUCCCUUAGCUUGAGGGAUGUGAUGUUAUAGUCCAAAAUGUUUACAAGAAAACCUAAGUCUUCAAAAGCACUUCUUCUGUUGCUUAGGACUUUGCAUCAACUGUUGUUCCAGACCUCACUUCAACUUUUUGGUCUCUGAACUGGUUUUUAGCUAGCAUGCAUGAGAGACAGCUUUCAUGUAUAAUGUUUCUGCUCUGUAACUGGAAAGCGGUUUACUUUGCAUAAAUGCUGAUGAAACCUUCAUGACUAUGAUAAUUUUCUUCUGUGUAUCAAGAAAAAGAGCUUACUCGUUGGCAAGCAAUUCACAAGGUGGGGACAGACUUGUACUUUAACAUGUAGUCCAUUCAAGCAAACAACUUUGGACUCUACUGAUAGAUGAAAGAGCAAAUGAUGACUAGUUUAGCUUCUGCAUAUCAAUAAUAUAAUGCAGAUCAAGUAUAAUGCUCAAUAUUAGUGACAUGAGUAUCACUAAAUUACAUAGAACCCUGAUGGGGGUUUCCUGUGUCGUAAUCCAUUAAAUCGGUGGCCACUGCUUGCUGCCGUGGUUUAGUGAUUGGGUGUUAGAAAUAAAAACUCAGGCCUGUUUCUUACCAGUCAGUAACAAUUUUUAGAGAAUGUACUUGGUAUAAUAUAUGGACUUCAGGAACUUCAUUGGGGUGGGGGGUUAAUUUUGCCUUAUCCUGUUCACUUUAAGAUGAUUAGGCUUUUGCACUUUAGAAUGAGAAACUUGUGACGUUAGUGUGUUCUUACUAGCUUUAAUUUGUAUCUAGGAAUGAAUUGUGAAUUUUAGUGCAGUGGGUUUUUUACGAAAACUCAGUCAAAAAGCUGGGAAUUAAGUGGGUUUCAGUAAUAAUGCUAUACCGAGGUGCUUGCAUUGUAUUUCAUAAUCUUGUUACAAACCAAAAUUAUUUUUAAUGAGAGCAGUCUUGGGUUCAGAGGUGUGAUGCCAGAAUGUAUUUUCGUACUGUUAGGCCCUUGGAACAGAUACCGGUGCUUUCUGAAAGAUGAAAGAAAUGCAAUGGGUGCUCUUCAUGCAAGGUUGCAGACCUACCAAGAAUGCAUAAUAGUCUCACUUUUCCCCAAUAAAGAGAUGCGUGUGACUAGUUUUGGACUUUAACCUUAAUGGGGGUUGCAUGUCUCCUAUUGUUAAUCAUUGUCAGCUGCAGUGACAUGAUCCACAGUCCUGCAUUUACUGCCUUUCCCUUAAUGAUUUUGGACAGGUUUUAGAGAGCCAGGAUGUUGGUCUGGGCCUUUAUUUGGUUUUGGCUUUAGCUGAUAAUGUUUUAGUGAUGUCAGCUAGUGCAGUUCUCAAAUGGCUGCCUAUUAGGGAAAUAAUUCAGAGGAUUUGACUGCUCCUAAUCAUCUGUCAUUGCUGCUAGAUAAUGAUUGGCAAUUUUUAAGACUCAACUGGAAAUCUCAACAGUUGCUGGUAAACCAUUAAACCAUAAAAGCGUUGCUUUUCAACACCAGUGCUGAAAAAAAGAUUGAUUUUUUUUUUUUUUUUUUUUUGAGAGUGAAAAGGGCUUGGACGUAGGAUAGGAUAAUGUGGAGAAUGGGGGGAAGAAUGCAAAACGAUAUAGUAUCCCUUAUGGACGGUACAUGUGCAACAGGGAACUCUUAUUUCAUAUACCCUUUGCAGUAAUCAUUCAGGGAGGAAGAAAAACCUGGAACUUGAAUGAAGGCUGAUCUUUGUUUUGUGCACUGUGGCCCUGCCAGGCAUAUAGUGAAGGUGAAUGAAUGUCUUCUUCCUCAGAAAAUAAUUGGUUCCUUGCUGUCCCAGUAAGGCAUAGCUUUUCCGGCCCUAACUUUAAAACUCAGUGAGGACUUAGACGGGAAAGAAUGAGGUAAAUACAAAGGAUUGCAGGACAACAACUGCAGCGUUGUGUACUGUGGGAAGGGGAGUUGGGCAUUCUUGGAGGACUCCUGCUGAAGGUGGUCAGCCCGCCUGACAAUGGAAGACAUACUUGAAUGGGGAGCAGGGUAUGUGCUUUCAUAUGAAAAAAGAGCUGAUGUUAAAACUCAUUUGGUGAGGUCAACGUUGUCACAUACCUUCACAUAAGGGAUAGUAUAUUUUGGGUUGCAGUCAAACUUGUGCUCAGACUGGUGAAAAUAAGGGUUAGGCUUUCACAUUUUAAAGAAAAUGCAGUUUUCAUUCUAAUUCAGGUGUCUACUUAUUUUAUGUAAGAAUAAUUUUAGAUUUCCCCCCCCAUGAAGUUUCUUCCUAUUUUUUUUUAAUGCUGUAACUUACCCCCAAUCUUUAUCUCUGGAAUUUUACUCUUUAAAUUUUGAAGUUGACUAGCAUUUUCAGACCUUUAUUUUUAUACCCUUGUCUUUUAUAUUAACUUUUUCUCAUUAUUCUUUAGGUAAGAAUGAUUGAUGUUGGCUGAUAUUGGAGUGCUCGUUCACAUGAAGUGGAUAGAUACUUCUCAAGACAUCACACAGCGUGAGCCAAUCAAGGAGGGAAGCCACAAGCAGUUAAGACUGACAACGUUUGUAGCAGGAUCAGGUGAGCUGUGUCCAGAAAACCAACAAGAAGGAGUGGAAGGAGGAAUGAACGUUUCAUUCUCAUUAAUAAAGACAUUAUCCUAAUUA